This is a messenger RNA of Nicotiana tabacum (common tobacco), 696 nucleotides long. Lineage: Eukaryota; Viridiplantae; Streptophyta; Magnoliopsida; Solanales; Solanaceae. The record is from RefSeq and is a predicted model, not a curated record.
GGAUUAAAAUAUCGUCAGAAAAAUCUCCCAACUCAAACGAGGAAAGAAGAUGAAGAAGUUCUUCCCAAGUCAAUUCUUCGAAGCUUCUUCUUUAACUUCAUUCAACUAAACCUUCAACUAAAUACAACUAAAAACACAAAAAUAAGCAAGAAUAAUUUAUCUCCGUACGAGUAAUUUCUCCGGUUCCGGCCGGUGAGAACGACAAGAAGUUUCAGAAUGGCCGGAGGAGGAUGGAGAGGAUCUAGAUCGGGACCGAUACUUAAUCGUAUUUCAUCUUCUCGAAGCAUUCGUCUUGGUGGAGUACAACCUCAAGCACCCGGUCAUCGUACUGUCUUCGUUAAUGAUCGUGAAGCUAAUGCCCUUGCCAAAUUCAAGGGAAAUUCUGUUUCAACUACAAAGUACGAUGUCAUAACAUUCCUGCCAAAGGGGUUGUUUGAACAGUUCAGGCGGGUGGCUAAUCUCUACUUCCUUAUGAUCUCAAUUUUGUCAUGCACUCCAAUCAGUCCCGUAAGUCCAAUAACAAAUGUGCUUCCUUUGAGCUUGGUGCUUCUUGUUUCUCUAAUUAAGGAGGCUUGGGAGGACUGGAAGCGUUUUCAGAAUGACAUGUCUAUCAAUAAUUCGCCCAUAGACAUGUUGCAAGACCAGAAAUGGGUAAAUGUCCCAUGGAAGAAGCUGCAGGCUGGAGAUAUCGUGAGA